CCUCGUUUCUUCAGGAAAUGAAUGAAGAUUGGAUCUACGUCAUGCCAUAAGGGUCUCCCAUGCCCACAGAAAUCGAAAUACAUCUUCUCCACUUUCUCCAGUCUUCUCCAUUGCUGCACUGCCAUUACAGACAUCAAACACUACUUACUACCCCAAAAACUCGAUAACCUCAGCACCUACUCGAUCGAAUCGCACCCGCAAGCGGUAACCGAUACCGCUAUCCAAGAAACUGUAUUGCAGUAGGUUUUUCAUCUUGCACUAUGGAUGGACAUGAUGUCGAAGCUGCCCAUGGCGAAACUGCCAACCGAUAUGGCCCUCCCUUGAGCGACAAGCCCACGGUCCCAAGCAGCGAUUCCUCUGGCGGCAGCAAGCCUAUAUCUACCGAACGCGAACCCAUUUCCAGCAACAGACCCAUGCUACCAUUAACGGCCGAUGCGACCCAUAAACCCAAAGACCCUCUCAACGACGCCACACCUGAUAACAACACUGAAAAAUUUGACUCAAGUUCCGACAGCGACACAGCCAUUGGAGACGUGUCUGAUAUCCAGAAUGCCAGCAAAAGGCCAACAAACCAAGAAAACGACCACAAGAAGAUCAACACGACACAAGCAGUCAUUAUCUUCAUCACCAACGAAGUGGGUAUUGGCAUGUUAUCGCUGCCGUCUGCCUUGAAUACUUUGGGCUUCUUUCCGGGCAUCCUAUGCAUCGUUGUCAUGGGAAUGCUCAGUCUAUACACAGCGUACAAUUUAGUUCAAUACUGGCGUAAAUACCCGUAUAUGCUCAACAUCGUGGACUACGGACGGGUUCUUGGCGGUCCAUGGCUCGAAGCCGUGUUUGCUAUAGGCUUCCUGAUCAAUAUGGCGCUAAUAUCUGCCUCGGCGGUGGUUACCAUCUCCAUUGGUUUGAAUACAGUCAGCGAACACGCAACCUGCACAGUGGUUUUCUCUCUUCUUGCAGUUCUUGCGAUGUGGGCCAUGUGCGUGCCUAGGAGUAUGCGUUUUGUAUCAUGGGCUUCGUGGCCAUGUACUGCCUCCAUCAUUGCGACUGUCAUGGUCGUGAUGAUAACGCUCGGUGUGCAAGGACCUCGCGACCCAACUGCACCACUUAAUCUGAAGGCAAUUGGCAGCCCGACAUUCGUGGAAGCCACCGCUGCAUUUCUCAAUAUCGCUUUUGCCUUUUCCGGAAACCAAGCAUUCCCAACCGUACUAGCGGAGAUGGAGAACCCCAGCCGGGACUUUCCUCGUGCUGUGGCCAUCGAAAAAUGCAUCACUACGACAAUCUACGCCAUUGUUGCAACGACUGUCUAUGCACUAGCGGGUGCCCAGGUCGCAUCUCCCGCCAUCGGUUCGCUCCAACCCUUGAUGGCGAAGGCGGCUUAUGGUGUAGCAUUCAUCGGCUUGCUAGGUACUGGCCUCAUCUUCGGGAUGACCGCAGGUCGAUACCUCCACGUGGUCUUAAUCCGACAUAUCGACACUUUCAAGCGUGACAAGUCCGGGAGGCGUAACUCUAUCCCGUCGGACCCAUCUCGUGGACGGCGUUCUUCUCUCGCCAUGCCUGAAGUCAGCAGAAAGUUAGACUGGGCCGUCUGGCUGUUCUCGGUCUCGGCCUUCUGGAUUGUUGUAUGGAUUCUUUCCAACGCCAUUCCCGUAUUCGAUUCGCUCCUCAAUGUCUCGUCGUCGCUACUCCUUUCGUGGUUUACUUGGGGAGUCACGGUACUCUUUUGGUUCCACCUCAAUUGGCAUGGCAAAUGGCGUUCAUCCACGAAAAAAUUGCUUGUCGCUGCAUUGAAUGUCUUCAUCAUGCUCACAGUACUAUACAUGAUGAUCCCGGGAAUGUAUGCAAGCAUCGUCUCGCUUCUGAAUGUAUUCUCAGAUCCUAACGAGACAGUGAAUGGUCCGUUCACUUGUGCGGACAACAGUAUCUUUAGUUCUUAGCGUUCACUACUGAAAUACCC
Messenger RNA from Aaosphaeria arxii CBS 175.79, 1954 nucleotides. RefSeq names its product amino acid transporter. The record is from RefSeq and is a predicted model, not a curated record. The coding region runs from base 261 to 1934 and encodes 557 amino acids. The transcript has a single exon. Gene Ontology annotation, molecular function: amino acid transmembrane transporter activity. NCBI's taxonomy places the organism in Eukaryota, Fungi, Ascomycota, Dothideomycetes, Pleosporales. Gene Ontology annotation, cellular component: vacuolar membrane. Gene Ontology annotation, biological process: amino acid transmembrane transport.